Frankliniella occidentalis (western flower thrips) is the source of this 1674-nucleotide messenger RNA. RefSeq lists its product as uncharacterized. NCBI's taxonomy places the organism in Eukaryota, Metazoa, Arthropoda, Insecta, Thysanoptera, Thripidae. Bases 1 to 1674 code for a protein of 557 amino acids. The record is from RefSeq and is a predicted model, not a curated record. The transcript is spliced from 4 exons.
AUGAGUGAAUUGGAGAAUGUCAAGAAAGAGCUUAGAACCAGGAUUGUUGAAAUCUUGGGCUCUAUCGAAGAUGAGAUAAUUGAGCAGCUCAUAGAAAGGUUUGUGGAGCUGGGAGUGGAAAAAAUGAGGGAUAUUGAGGAUGUUGCUCGAGUGAAACCGGAGCAACUUCAGCCUAUCAUCAAGUAUCGUAAGGCAUCAAAAUUGAUUGAACAUAUUACCAAAUCUUUUGAAGAAAACAGAGGUGGCGAGUCCUCUACACAAGGGCCGUACACACAUGACUGGUCAAUCUAUCCCCCUGACAUCAUGAACAGGUUGAAUAAAGGCAAGCCCUUGUCAGGAGAACAGAUGCGGGAGCUGAAAAAAAGGACUAUAAGACAUCUGAAAUACGCUUAUCCAAACUUCGGAAGAAAAUUCUUGAAGGUUGUUGGAGAGGCCAUGUUAAAAAAAUAUUCUGUAUUAGAAUCUACCAUGGGAAAAGAUAACAAAAUUCAGACCAAAACAUUGGGCUUUUCCCUAGUGACACACUUGGAUAAUAGGAAUCGUAAUCCUACUCCCAGAACAACAGAAGAAAUUGAGGCUCCCGCAAUACCUGAAGCAUAUGGAUGUGUGAAGUGGCAAGUUGCCAACUUGCCAGAGGGAGAAACAGAAGAGAGCCUGGAAGAAAAAAGGAAAAAACUAUUAGACAUAUUUGAGAACACAGAUCAUAAAAGUUGGAACUGGGAUGGUGAAACACUACCCCUUUUGGAGGCAACCCAUUCAAUGCAAAGAAAAGAUAUAAAUACUCAGUCUGACGCUCACAAGAAAACCUCAAGGAAAAGAAAAAGAAAUGAAGAUCCAGCUCCCCCAGAACCAGCAAAGACAACAGAUGGCAUUAUUGAAGACUGGCCCUUACUAUUUUCCACAAGGGGUUUAAAUUUUCAUAUCAAGAUUUUAACUGGUGUGCCACUGAUUGAAAAAUUUGCUGACUUCCUCACAGACGAUGAAUUUUCCUCUCUCAUAGAUUUCCUAGCAACAAGAAAACAGCAAGACAAGGAAGAAAACCAUAAAGUAAAAGCAGCAAUGGAUCAGGCUAUCAAAAGAGGAACUAACAAACAUGAUGCUUCACUGUUAGCUUUAGUUAAAAUGCUGACAUUUGCUCUUGGUGAGAAGGAUAGGGGUGUAGUAAGGGUCAUUGAGGAAUCUGUAGAUAUGGAUGAAAUUGAGGAAGUCCAAGAUAUUCCUGGCCCACCAGUAUGCUUCAGAUAUUCAAAUCAUGUCCACUCUUCCAAUAGAUACUAUAUAAAUCUCAAACAAGUGUGUUCUAAUAUCUUAACUGUUGCAGGUCAAACUGCCUUCAGGGCUAAAAAGUUCUUCAUAUGUCUGGACGGAAAGGCCAGAAUGUGUGUUCGCAGGUUCUCCAGUGCAAUCACUUCAAUGUUUGCACUUUAUUUUGUAAUAAACAUUCAAUACUCAAGUGAUGCCCCGAGCACAUUAGAUUUUAUCCAGAGGAAUAUAUUGGACAUAAAUCCACCAUCUGGAUCCAAGCUGCCUAGAAGCUUGCGAGGGAAAGGGCCAGUACAGCGCUGCCUAUCCAGACUAAAAGAACAGCUUGAUCGAUUCCGAGCAAACAAUGAGGACUCCUCAAAUUCUUCUGUGGACGAACCAGACCUGGAGGCAGAAGAAAGUGAGAGUUAA